AUGGCGAUAGGGUGGAACCCUCAAGGUUCAAGAAGCCGUGUUUGGCCAAAGAAUACAUGGAGACAAACGAUACUCCAAGAUCUAGGACAGUGUAAUUUUACAUGGGAAGACUCGAAAACAACUGCAACAAAUCGUUUAAUCACAAUGUUCGAAGAACCUUUCAAACUAACCAAACGUUUUCGCUAUCAAGAAGAAUACGGCAGAAUGCAGCACAGAACAUCGUGGACCAAGGUCAUAUUAAAUCUGGAAAAAGGCACCAUAUUAUUGCGAACUCCCCACCAUUGGCUAUUACUUAUAAUCUUCUAUACAAUAUUUUUCAGUGGCAUCAUCUGCUUAUGGUUCUUGUGCUAUUGGGUCUUUGAGAAAACUCUUGUAAAUGAACAACCUAAAUGGCUUUUAACACAACCAGGAUUUAGUUUUGAACCCGCCACAACAUUUCGUGAGAAUUAUUUGAAAAUUGAGUUUAAUGAGCAGUCCUUAGAGGAAGUUGAUGAUAUUGUGGAACACAUCAAUAAAGCUCUCCAAAAAUAUGGUAAAAUUCCACAACAUUAUUUUGGGGAAUGUGAAAAUCAUCAUGAUUAUGGCUAUAGGCAACGUAAGCCUUGCUUUUUUCUCAAGAUAAAUCGUAUAAUAGGCUUUAAAACUCAACCUAUAGAGAGUAUUAACGAUUUGCCCCAUGACACACCCCAAGAAAUGUAUGAAUAUUUACAAAACCUAUCCAAACAAGAGCUUAAGCAACGCAUAUGGAUUUCAUGUGAAUCCAGGCCAGCUCUCAAGUUUUUGUAUUAUCCCCAGCGAUUUUAUGAAAUCUCCAAUGUGGAUUAUGAUGCCUCCAAAAGCUAUAUUAAUUCUAAUGAUGCUAAAGCCUUUUAUAAUGAAAGUGAUUUCAAACGCAUUAUAGCUGUACAAAUCGAAAAUAUUUCUGUGAAUAUUAAACAUCAUGUACGUUGCUUUCUGUGGGCUAAAAAUAUUGUUAGAGAUUUAAAGGGUAGAAUGGGCCGGGGUUUGGUGCGUUUUAGUUUUGAAAUUAAAUCGUGA
This is a messenger RNA of Calliphora vicina (urban bluebottle blowfly), 1038 nucleotides long. RefSeq names its product sodium/potassium-transporting ATPase subunit beta-1-like. Gene Ontology annotation, molecular function: ATPase activator activity. The record is from RefSeq and is a predicted model, not a curated record. Gene Ontology annotation, biological process: potassium ion import across plasma membrane; intracellular potassium ion homeostasis; sodium ion export across plasma membrane. Lineage: Eukaryota; Metazoa; Arthropoda; Insecta; Diptera; Calliphoridae. Bases 1 to 1038 code for a protein of 345 amino acids. Gene Ontology annotation, cellular component: sodium:potassium-exchanging ATPase complex. The transcript has 2 exons.